CUCAUUUCUUUAGGGGUAGGAGGAGGUGAAGUCGCCGCCAUGAAGCGCCCUGACGGGAAGACCGCCCGCCACGUCCCACAAUGCACCGCCGACUUCCGGGAUGGGACUUUCUCUGUGGCAGCGCAUCUCUAUGAUCUCCAGGUGUCGUUGCCUUCCUGCUCGCCCUCCCUCCUCCUCCUCAUCCUCCUCCUCCUUCCCCGGUCCCGGUGCGCUGCGCAUGCGCGGGAGGCGGCUCCGCCAUAGCAACCGGAGCGUUCACGGUAGCAACGGCAAUGGCAAAAGCAACAACUAUCAAAGAAGCUCUAGCCAAGUGGGAAGAAAAAAGUGGCCAGAAGGCUUCAGAGGCAAAGGAGGUGAAACUGUAUGGUCAGAUUCCUCCUGUGGAGAGGAUGGAUGAAUCUUUGUCCACACUCGUUAACUGCGAGAAACUAUCGCUGUCUACAAACUGCAUUGAAAGAAUUGCCAACUUGAGCAACCUAAAAAAUUUGAGGAUUCUCUCUCUAGGAAGAAAUAACAUAAAGAACUUGAAUGGAUUGGAGGCAGUUGCAGAGACUUUAGAGGAGCUGUGGAUCUCAUACAACUUCAUUGAGAAACUAAGGGGUAUCCGUGUAAUGAAGAAGCUGAAGGUUCUUUAUAUGUCAAAUAAUUUGGUGAAAGACUGGGCAGAGUUUGUGAGACUGGCAGAGCUGCCAUUAUUAGAGGAUCUGGUGUUUGUUGGCAACCCCCUACAGGAGAAAUAUGCCUCUGAUCAGAAGAACAGUUGGAUUGAAGAAGCAACCAAACGGGUACCCAACCUGAAAAAGCUGGAUGGUACUCAUGUUAUUAAAGAAGAAGAAGAAGAAGAAGAAGGAGGAGGAGAAGGAACAAACUGAUGACACUUUCUUGUUGGGCAUUUAAUUAUUUAAAUAACUUCAGAUAGCUUGGAACAUAGAACUUUUAUAUAAAUGUUUGUUUUGAAGAGAAUCUUGGGACAGUUUUUUAAAAGACCAUCCUAUCUCCACAGUCUGUCACCCAAAGAGUUAGCUACCAAAAUCUGGGCACCUCAAUUUUGUCAAGCUUAUGACACCUUCUGAAGAGAUCAGUGGAGCUGAAUUUAUCUGCUCUGUGGCUAGCAAGACAUCUUCACCUGAACAUUUAAUGCAUGGGCAUUUUUAAUCCCUGAUUAGCAGUGCUUGUUGUUCAUUCUUGGGCUAUAACAGAACUGCUUGAACUCUUUCAGUGCAGUUGGCCAACUUUAUCAUUGGAAACACAGGCCAAAAGAACAAGGUGGUGGUUUAGAGAUAUGUUAUUUGUUGUGUUCGUUUGAUGGGAAUCCCUCAGCAUUUCAAAUAUGUGAAUUUGCCUUUUCCUCCCCUUAGC
This is a messenger RNA of Calypte anna (Anna's hummingbird), 1359 nucleotides long. RefSeq names its product dynein axonemal light chain 1 (gene DNAL1). NCBI's taxonomy places the organism in Eukaryota, Metazoa, Chordata, Aves, Apodiformes, Trochilidae. Gene Ontology annotation, cellular component: cytoplasm. Bases 273 to 872 code for a protein of 199 amino acids. Gene Ontology annotation, molecular function: protein kinase binding. The record is from RefSeq and is a predicted model, not a curated record. The transcript has 8 exons.